Mixia osmundae IAM 14324 is the source of this 2262-nucleotide messenger RNA. RefSeq names its product glycosyltransferase family 90 protein. The record is from RefSeq and is a predicted model, not a curated record. The transcript has 4 exons. Lineage: Eukaryota; Fungi; Basidiomycota; Mixiomycetes; Mixiales; Mixiaceae. Bases 1 to 2262 code for a protein of 753 amino acids.
AUGAGGAGGGCAACGUUUGGCCCCACCAAUGUGCCGCUGCUGCCGGAGCCCAGCAAUGCGGGCUCACCAGUAUCGGCGGCGCAACGUCGGCGGAUGUCUGACAAGACGGCAUCUGGUCUGGGACUAGGAUGGAGCAAAGGAUACCUUGGCAGCGUCUACCGAGCCAAGGCAGGCUCUCCACCGCCGGGGAUAGCACCCAGACGACGAUCGGCCCUCACGCGAAGGAAUGUACUGGUCUGGUUGUUGCUCGGACCGGGACAGAGAGUGUUAUUGCUCCUCAGCGUGUUCACGCUUGGCAUCCUCAUCUCGCCCUACAUAUCGAGUCCGGACGAGGGCAUCACGAGCUUCACAGAUCCGAACGAGAGCAAGUAUGCGCCCGUCAAGAGCUGGGCACUUGUAGAUUUCGUCCUCGGCACGUCGAGGAAAGAGGCGGCUCGGCUUCAAAAAGCACAGGCGAUACUCGAUCGAGUGCUGCAGCCAAUAGAAGGCGAGGAGGAGCCAGCCAUACCCAGCUUGACCAGCCGAGAGCGUGACAGUGUGCUGCCCGUCUUGCCGCCCAGCUCAGAGCCUAUCGACGACUACAUACUUGACGGUAACGGCCUGCUCUAUUUCCCCAAUAUCCCGAGUGAAGUCGAUCCUUCCAUCGAGGAUGCCGCGCAUGCUCAGCGAUCUUUCCAGACGGCAGCCAACAAUCCUGCAAACAUACGCCAUCCGAUACUGUAUCUCAUAGAGCGCGCUGAACGCGAAUGGGACAGCCUCUUGUCGCGACAAAGCAAGUCACUCUCGGAAGCGGUCACAGAAUAUCGACGGCGAUAUAAGCGAGCGCCCCCACGAGGGUUCGAUAGGUGGUAUCGCUUCGCAAUCGCUCGCGACGUGAUCCUCAUUGACGAAUAUGACAAUAUUCAGCGCGAUAUUGAGCCAUUCCAAGCUCUGCCUGCUCACACCCUGCGCAAACGAUCAGACGAAUUGUCUGGAGAUCGGAGCAGCCCAUUCUCACAGUCUCUUUUCACGAUCCGCAUACGACAGGGCGAGAUCAAGGCGGUCACUGGACCAGAGAGGCAGCAUUCUCGCGCAGAAGAUCAAGCGGGUCUCAUGGAGCCUUUUGUUGACGGUCUGCCAGAUCUUGAUAUCAACUACUCUGUACACGACGGACCGUCCAUCUUGAUACCCGGCGAAGCUCGUCAGAGGCAUCUCUUGACUGCGCGUACAGGCAGUAAGCUUGCGCCUCUACACGCCGACGAUGUACAUGACACUGCCGACUUUCCCGGCUGGCAUCGUGCUUGUGCGGUGGGCGCCCCCUUGCGAAAGGCUCUCAUGGGCACAUCGGAUAGCCAGGCAUUCAUGCAGUCACCUAGCUUUAUCUGGCAGCACGAGCGCGCUAUGGAUCUCUGCCUUCAUCCCGAGCAACAGUACAAACACGGCUUUACAGCUUGGCAAGGCCCCGGACCUGCACGCCUGUACCCCCUCUUCUCCUUCUCGAAGACGUCCAUGCACUCUGAUCUUCUCGCUACGCCGCUCGAGCAAUUCGGCAGCAGAGUGGGAGAUGAUCCACCGUGGGAUGAGAAACCGUAUGACUCCAUGCUCUGGCGAGGAUCGUCGACGGGAGCUGACCACAGCAAGGGCACGCUCUGGAAGAGUAGCCAGCGCGCUCGCCUGGUCGCACUCGGCAUGGACGGCUCGAGGAACGCGACAUUGCGAUGGGCAGACGGAUCGGGGCGGCUCAGGCAGACUGUUGCUUCUUCGCAUGCGCUCAAUACUGCUUUUCUUGAUGUCGCCUUUGCAGGCGAACCGACACAGUGCAACCACGGCGAUGGCACUUGCGCGAUAUUGAAGCGCGACUACCGUUUCGAAGACAGCAUGGGACCGAGUGAAGCGAAUCUGUACAAGUUUGUAUUCGAUACAGAUGGCAACGGCUGGUCAGGUCGAUUCCAUCGGCUGAUGUCUUCGAAUGCGCUCGUGCUCAAGAGCACGAUCUUUCCGGAAUGGUACAAUGGCCGUAUCAUGCCCUGGUAUCACUAUAUACCCGUCAAGGUCGAUCUAGAAGAUGUCUACGACAUCAUGGCCUUUUUCACCGGCGACCUUAGCGGUAAUGAUCAUCACGAAGCGCUCGCCCAGCAGAUCGCCGCGCAAGGCAAGGCAUGGGCUGAGCAACACUGGAGAAUGGAAGACAUGCAAGCCUACACUUAUCGACUCUUGCUCGAAUAUGCACGCGUUAUGAAUCACGACCCACAAGACCCAACGAGCUGGGAUUUCGAGCUCUGA